Molecule: messenger RNA, 3641 nt
Organism: Leucoraja erinaceus (little skate)
Lineage: Eukaryota; Metazoa; Chordata; Chondrichthyes; Rajiformes; Rajidae
Gene: c13h21orf91
Product: chromosome 13 C21orf91 homolog
Exons: 5
Coding region: 407-1261 (284 amino acids)
Source: RefSeq, a predicted model, not a curated record
UGGGGUUGUUGUGGAACGCGGAGUAGCGGAGAGGAGGCCGCUCGCUCGCUACUGGAUACAGUGUAUCCAGUGGAACCCCGAUACAGUGGAACGGGGAUACAGUGUAUCCAGUGGAACCCCGAUACAGUGGAACCGGGAUACAGUGUAUCCAGUGGAACCCCGAUACAGUGGAACCGGGAUACAGUGUAUCCAGUGGAACCCCGAUACAGUGGAACGGGGAUACAGUGUAUCCAGUGGAACCCCGAUACAGUGGAACGGGGAUACAGUGUAUCCAGUGGAACCCCGAUACAGUGGAACCGGGAUACAGUGUAUCCAGUGGAGCCGGGAUACAGUGGAACGGGGAUACAGUGUAUCCAGUGGAGCCGGGAUACAGCGGAACGGGGAUACAGUGGAACCAAGACUCGCUAUGAAUGAGGAGCAGUUCGUCAACAUUGACCUGAACGAUGACUACAUCUGUGGCGUGUGUAAGAUGGAGACGGCCAAGGAGAUGCUGUCCUUUUGCCACAUUUGCUUUGAGCUCAGCAUUGAAGGUGUGCCCAGGUGCAGCCUGCUCCACACGGAGUCCGUGCGUGGCCACCGCGAGUGCUUCGAGAAGUGUCACCUCAUCGCCAGCCAGGACCAGCCCCGCUCCAGGUCCACCAAGACCACCUACAGGGACGUGAAGGAGAUCCUCAGCAGGAAGAUCGGCCAGAUAAUCCACUACGCCCAGAACCACCACCCGGACCCUGACCUCCGCGGCUGCCGGCCGGCCCAGGUCAGAGGUGGCGACCUCGACCUCGACCCCGCCUGCCUGCGGACGCACUUCCACCAGCCCAACGGGUCCCAGUUGCCCCGUUACUCCCCCCGCUGGCUGGAGGCGGGAGCGCCGGCAUACUCGCAGUGUACCCGGGGCAUCUUGGUGCAGGAGCGGCGGUCUGGGAUUGGCCUGGGAGCGGACGCCAGCGGAGAAGCUCGAUGGUCAAGAGAAGAUCGGCUCCCCAUGGACAACCCUGGGGGGGCCCAGUGUCACCCACGCUACGCACGAGACGACUUGAGCGGGAUGGCGAUGGAUGAACUGAUGGUGCUAAAUGCCCAACUCCUCAAACAGAUCAAAGUGGUCUUCGAAGAUCUGACGCGAGAACUGGAGACGAAGGAUUCCCUCUCCUCCGAGCUUCACGUCCGUUACAUUGCCAUCGAGCAGCUCUUCAAGAACAGCUCCAAACUGCCUUGGUUACAGAUCGGUCGCAGAGGAGUCAAGCCCAGUGUCCCCCUCGACAACUGACCCUCUCCCCAUCUCCGACAAGACUCUCAAAACCCAACGCCGACAUUGAUAGAAGACUAUGAACUCCACUCGAUGUGGCAAAUAUUUUCUACCCUAUUUUGCAUUGCUAUUUACAGAGAGAGUUUGGGAGCGUUUUAACUACGUGUGUGAAUCUAAUGUGUUUUUUAAAGCCAUUUUUCCUGCUUUGCCACACCUUCAGUGUUUACUGCAAACUUGUUGGACUGAAGGAUUUUUUUUUUUUAAUCUGCUUCUCAAACCCACAUCCUUUGCCAACAAGGUGGGUGGGUAAAGGCAUCAGGGACAAUGCAGUGCCAUGCAAUGCAGGUCUCUUUCCCAGGAUAGCUUCAUCCCGACUUGGGAAACGUAUUAUUAUACCCACAUAACACGUAGAACAGUACAGCACAGAAACAGGCCCUUCGGCCCCAAAUGUCCAUGCCGAACAUGAUGCCAGGACCAACUCUUACCUGCCUGUGAAAACGGGCCCUUCGGCCCAUUGAGUCCAUGCUGACCAAGGUGGUUUUAUGAUCUUGCAGGAGCAGGUUGUGAGACUGUCACUGCCCCACCAGCGAGGGUUUAAGCAGGCACGGUGGCACAGCGGUAGAGCUGGUGCCUUACAGCGCCAGAGACCCGGGUUUGAUCCUGAUUAUCUGUACGGAGUUUGUACCUUCUCCCUGUGACCUGCCUAUGUUUUUUUCUCCGGGAUCUCCGGUUUCCUCCCACACUCCAAAGACGUACAAGUUUGUAGGUAAAUUGACUUGGUAAAUGUAAAAAUUGUCCCUCGUGGGUGUAGGAUAGAGUUAGUGUGUGGAGAUCGCUGGUCGGCGCGGACUCGGUGGGUCGAAGGGCCUGUUUCCGCGCUGUAUCUCUAAACCAAACUAAACUAAAACAGAUUUAGGAAUCACAAACUAUUUGAAAGUGGUGGGUGUGAUGUCUGAUUGGGUGUCUGAGGAAGGAACUACAUACAACAUUGAAAUGAUAUUUGAACAUGUACGUGGAUAGGAAAGGUUUAGAUGGAUAUAUGGGCCAAAAGUGGACAGGUGGGACUAGCCUAGAUGGAGCACCUUGCUCAGCAUGGACAAUUUUGGCCUGUUUCUGUACCGUAUGGCUGCAGGUAGACUGCGGACUCUGGCCCAACAUCCGAGGCCAAUUCUGCUGCACCAACUGAAGAGGACAUGCAGCUGCAUGCAACGAGCCUCAGUGGCAGUCAUUCAGCCAGGCCGUGUCCACCUUCCGGGGGCCAAUGCAACCCCCCCGACUUCAAACCACUGCCACCCUUGCGGAGAUAUCAGCUGCGGUUCCUGUUCCAACUCUGCAUUGAUCUCAGCGAACAGUAACACGGACUAAUGGGGCCGAAUGGCCCGUUCUUACUGUUGCCCAGUUUGAAAGCCUGAAAAUGUAGCACGGCAGAGAGAGCGAGAAAACGUUCUUGGAUAUGUUCAAGAAGGAACUGCGGAUGCUGGAAAAAAUCGAAGGUAGACAAAAAUGCUGGAGAAACUCAGCGGGUGAGGCAGCAUCUAUGGAGCGAAGGAAUAGGUGACGUUUCGGGUCGAGACUUAUUAUUUGUGAAAAUAUUACAGUUCAGUUACAGUUGUUUAAAAAAGAGCUGCAGAUGCUGGAAAGAAGGGUUUAUUCCACGUCUCUAUUCCUUCCCUCCAUAGAUGCUGCCUGACCCGCUGAGUUUCUCCAGCAUUUUUGUCUAAAGUCCUUGGAUAGAAACAUUAUUGCCACACGUACCUUGAAGGUGCGGUGAAAUUCUUUUUCAGAUGCGAUCCUUUUUCAUAGUGUUUGGAAUACAAAUUUUCCAGGACUGGACUGGGAGAGACUCCACCCAGGGCACAGAAUCUCUCCCCAAUCGUGUGGUAUUUCAGACUUUAAAUACAACUUUAUUUUUCAGUAGGUAGCAAAGCAUAUGAGUUAUUUCUGUAGUGACUAUCGCGCGCGCGCGUGUGUGUGUGUGUGUGUGCGCGCGCGGGGAAUGUACAUGUUCCAAAGAUAUUUAAAAUCAUAGAGAAUAUCCUCUAUGAAUUGCAAGCACAAUACUGGAAAUCUUGACGAAACCACAAGCAAUUCAGGGGUGUGUGGGAGAGAGAGAAUCUGGAGUGAGGAUUAAUAUUUCAGGUCGACCACAUUUCCCAAACUUGUUAACUCUUCCACAGGUGCUGACUGCCCGGAGUAUUUCCAGCAAUUUUCUGCUUUAGCCCUUUGUAUUCUGCGAGAUUUUGACCCGGAUUUAUACAAUGUAGUUUUUUUUUUUGAAUAAUUGAUCUGAGUUUUGGGUUAGUUCCUGUUCAGUUUCGCCUUUAGUUUAUUGUCACGUGUACCGAGGUACAGCGAAAAGCUUUUGUUGCGUACUAAUCAGUGGAAAGGCAAUACAUGAUUA